GUCAAUCUACCUGUAUGUGUAUUUAUUUAUUUAUGAUAAGACCACAUGAUUGAAUUCAUCUGUCGAUAGGAGUACAAAUGUAUAACAGUUUGACCUUAUUAAGCAAUAACUUGGUCAAAUAAGAUUGAGAGUACAGAUAUUAUAAUGGAUAGCUUUAAUAUGGAUUUUUUGAAUUCAACAUUGCUAACUCCCGACCUACCAUCUGAUACCGACUUAUUCUUUGGUAUUGCUGACUUCCCGCUAUCUGAUAGCCCACCAAAUCACUUAUCAUUUAAUUCAAUAUGUAUGUCAGCGCUAGACGAAGAAUUAUCUUGUAGUUCUUCCGCAGAUAGUGGCAAAGGAGAAUCGGAAGAUUUGGAAUCAAUUAUACAUAGAGGGGAAUCGGAAGAUUCGGAAUCAAUUAUACAUAGAGCGGAAUCGGAAGAUUCGGAAUCAAUUAUACAUAGAGGAGAAUUGGAAGAUUCGGAACCGAUAAAUAAGGGAGAAUCGAAAGAUUCGAAAUCGGAACAGCCACCGCCAAAGAAAAAACAUCGAAAAAACCAACCGCCUGAUGCUGAACAUCUUCCUCCAUGUAGAGUUUGUGGAGAAAAGGCAUCAGGACUCCAUUAUGGCGCUAAUACAUGUGAACCAUGUAAGGGUUUCUUUCGUCGCAGCAUAGUCAAAAUAGAAAAGAAGAAGGAAAAAUACGUAUGUGCUAAAGGAGAUGAAUCAUGUAAGCUUGGAACUGGAAAACGGACAAUGUGUUCCUAUUGUAGAUAUAAAAAAUGUCUAGAUAUAGGAAUGUCACACAAUGCUAUUAAAAUUGGAAGGUAUACCCACGAAAAGAGAACCAAAGAUAUAACAGAGGUCAGAAAGUUAAAACUAAAAGAAAAUCAGACAGUUGAUACGACAUCACUUGAUGUAAUGGAACAGGAAGUUGAUGAAUUAGUGGCGCGAUUGAUUGUUAUCCAGGAAGAAUUCUGUGCCGAUUUUAGAACAUGUUUUCAACCAGGUGGCCUUCUUGAAAAGCAUAAGUUUGUUUAUGAAAGAUUCAAACUAAAAACGGAAACAUUUGGUAACCUUGCUGCAGUACCAUGGAGUACUUACAAUGAAUUCCUAUCUGCAACUGGAAUGGAACUUGACGAUAGAAAAAGUCGGAUGAACAUUAUAGCAGCACGAAUGGAACAAGCCGUUCGGAACAUGGUUAAUUUUGCAAGAAAUAUACCGGGUUUUUCUGAUCUUCAGACGCCAGAUCAGCUAGCUUUACUUAAAGCUGGUUACUUGGAAUACUGCCUUAUUGGAGGGCAUACUAGAGUUAACACAACUCUCAAAGUAUUUGCAGGUGCUCUUGAAGUACCAAUAUUCGGAUUACAUUUUUCUCAGAUUACACAUUUGGAACCAAAAGUCUUAGACCAGAUUUUAGAUUUUGCCACCAGUUUUCAAAAGUGUCAGUUAACAGUCGAAGAAGUUACACUUGCACGAGCGAUUGUCAUUACAUUUAGUGAUAGAUGUGUCUUACAAGAACCAGAAAAAGUUGACAAAAUCCAGAUGAAUUUAGUCAAUUGUUUACGCUGUAUCGCUAAAAAGAAUCAUAAAAAUCCUGACGAAAGAAUAUGGCAGAUAUUUGACAAAUUUAUGAUACUUCGAAGUUUAUCCGAGCAUGGACCUGAGAUUUUUGCCAGAAGGUCAAAAUGGGAUGCUGUGAAAGACCGUCCUCUUCUACUAGAAAUGAUAAACCCUGAAAACCAACCAGCCUAACAUGGGUUAUUAUUUUUUUGGAAGAUUUUUAUAAAAAAAAUAUUUAUGUUAUAUUGAAUGAAUAUUCACUUUUUGCAUAUUUCAAUCGGCUAUUGACAAUGAAACCAGCAUAAUUUAUUAUCUACAAAACAUUUUAUUGAUGUAUCAAUAUUGUUCUAAAACAUGACAUGCAUAGUCUCAGCAGUUUCAAAUUGAAGCUAUGUUUUCUGAUAUUUGCAGUUAUUUUAUUUUUAAUUAGCAAGAGAAGAGAUCCAUUUUUGAAUUUUAUUGAAGAAAUAUUGAAAAAGAAAAGUAAAUUUUUAGAUUUCAAAGAGUAAGGAAUAUUUUCUAAUGUUUUUUUAUUCCAUUUUUUUUGUUUAUUGUUUGAAAAAGUGAGACAACUCGUAGUUAAGUGAGAUCGUUUUUUCUGUCAAUGCAAACCUUAUUUAAGUAGUUUUUCAUAUAUCUUAGCUAUUAAGAAUUUGCCUUUUGCAAUCAUCAAUUUUCAAUUACAUUUGUUUUCAUCAUAAAUGUUAAAUAACAAGUGACAAUUAUUUGCCAGGUCUCGCACAAUACACGAGAUUGCAUUUUUAUACCAUUGGCAACAUAUUUGUUUUACCUAGUAGUUGGUAUCUGAACAAAACCAGUGACGGAUCCAGGGGACGAAGAGGGCGUACGCCCUUUAUAUCGCCAAAACAAAACAUCUUUCUCACAAUUUAUAUGAUGUUUUAGCAGAGAAUCGUCACUGAAAAGUGAGCUUUUGAUGAUAAGUAAAUUAUUUGUUGUUGCAUCAAUAUCAAAAUGUCGAAAGAGUUUAGAAAAUUACUGUCUCAUAGGACUGAAAACGGCAUAUUGCAGUUUUUGAAAGCAUUUGUAACAAUCACUACGCUUUUUACCCAAAUAAAUUUUAGUUGAAAUAAAAUUUUUAAUCAUUUACUA
This is a messenger RNA of Mytilus californianus (California mussel), 2655 nucleotides long. RefSeq names its product nuclear receptor subfamily 1 group D member 2-like. Gene Ontology annotation, biological process: cell differentiation; negative regulation of transcription by RNA polymerase II; hormone-mediated signaling pathway. NCBI's taxonomy places the organism in Eukaryota, Metazoa, Mollusca, Bivalvia, Mytilida, Mytilidae. The transcript has 7 exons. The coding region runs from base 145 to 1737 and encodes 530 amino acids. The record is from RefSeq and is a predicted model, not a curated record. Gene Ontology annotation, molecular function: zinc ion binding; RNA polymerase II cis-regulatory region sequence-specific DNA binding; nuclear receptor activity.